AUGAAGGUAGUCCUACUUCAUCAACCCAUCCUCUUCUUUUCUUUUCUUUUCUUUUCUUUUCUUUUCUUUUCUUUUCUUUUCUUUUCUUUUCUUUUCUUUUCUUUUCUUUUCUUUUCUUUUCUUUUCUUCAUUUUUGAUAUCCCCCACAAUUGGAGGUCCAGUAUCUUGUCUCCUUGUUUAGAACAUGACGAAAUGAUAAAACCAUUCUUCAUUCUCUUCAAUUCUAUUCCACUUACUCACACCCAUGUCUUUCUCCUUCGAUUUCCCCUCAUUCCAAUCAUCCUCUCCCUCUCCUGUCUCUCCCUCACCGAAAUUCCUGCCUCCUUAUCCAUCUCCAUCUUCUUCCCCCUCCGCCAUACCCGAAUAGCAAACCCCGCAGCAAUAAGUACAACCAACAGCAGCGCGCCCAUUCCAAUCGCUACCUUGCCAGUCGUGUCGAGCUGGAACGGCACGAUGUCGCUCAGCAGCACCAUCUCUGGUAACUCGCCUGAAGAGUUUGCAUUUGGCGUUGGAGUCGGUGGUGUGGAGUGGUAGUAGAAGUUUCCGUGCUUGGGGAGCGUCUGGUUGGAUUUGUGGUGGGGGUGACCGUAUGGUGGGUCGUUUUUGGGGUGGGGUGGCAUGUUUCUGUAGGUUAUGGUGUUGGUGGUGGUUUUGGUAUGUUUGUGUGUGUGUAUGUACAAAUUUCUUUCAGCGGUAUGUCUGUUUGAUAUGUUUGAUGUUACUCUGCUUCAGUUC
Periconia digitata is the source of this 735-nucleotide messenger RNA. The record is from the annotation of a GenBank genome assembly. Lineage: Eukaryota; Fungi; Ascomycota; Dothideomycetes; Pleosporales; Periconiaceae.